Messenger RNA from Salvia miltiorrhiza (redroot sage), 2289 nucleotides. RefSeq names its product senescence-associated protein SPA15, chloroplastic. The coding region runs from base 867 to 2159 and encodes 430 amino acids. NCBI's taxonomy places the organism in Eukaryota, Viridiplantae, Streptophyta, Magnoliopsida, Lamiales, Lamiaceae. Gene Ontology annotation, biological process: leaf senescence; cellular response to oxidative stress. The record is from RefSeq and is a predicted model, not a curated record. The transcript has 13 exons. Gene Ontology annotation, cellular component: chloroplast.
AUCAUCUUCUGCUGCCAAUAUUAUAUAGUUUGUUUCUGGCUUUAUUGCACGCUUUAAUUUGAGCUUCCUCAUUUAGGGUUUUUUUCUUUUUCUGUACUGCCUCUAUUUAUUUUUUGCAGUUUUUUGCUAUGAACGUGAUUGGUUAAUUAUUUUCUGUUUAGUUUUUUUUUCUUUGAGGAAUUAUUGUUUAGUAAAAUUCGGAGAGCUACCUCUGAAUUGCUAGUUCAGCAUCUGGAAAUGGGGGUGCAUUUUCCAUGUAAAAUUGUUUGAUUGUGUGUCUUUUGGAGGUAUAGAUGCUUAUGAUUGGGGGGCUAUGGCUUGCAAUUUUUGCUUAGGAGAUAUGCAAGAAUGGGUCAUAUUACCUGUUCUGGCAUGUGAAUUAUGAAAAGGUUUUGGGUAUUUAUGGAUCAGUUAUACUGCUCUUUUCAAUGGGGAAUGGGGUAAGGCGGGUGCCAUCUUUAUUAAUGGUGUAACUUAUGUCAAUUUCAUGUGUUUAUAAAAUGACUCCACUGCUAUUACUUUUCAAGAGUUGGAAUUGCUGUGUGAGUAUGAUUGAAAGUUGAAACUGUGGAUUUAGCUUAUAACAGAAUGGUGUGACUAACAUCAACUCGAGUUGUUGCCUGUUCUUAUCAAGAAUUCAGAUAGUAGUAGCUUAAAUCUGUUCAGGAUCAUAGCCUUUCACUAAUAUGUUAUAUCCCCCUAAAAGAAGGAAUGUUAUAUCGAAAGGAAAGUGAUGAAUGCCUCCUUUACCUACAAAUUCUAGGGGAAUGCUCUAGCUCGGGCUGCCCGCUCUUGCAUUGAAUUUUGAUCAUAUCUCCAUCUCUUCUUCUUAAGACAAGCUGCAACUGGAGUAUUCAUUCAAAUCCAUGGCUAAAGUAAAUGGGGUUGUUUAUUCAUCCGCAAAAUCACCACAGCACCCUAAGUAUAUCACAAACCAAGGAGCAAACCAUCAUCGACAGGGAACAGGACAUCUAUCGCUGUCUAACCUGAAAAUCAGUUCAAAGCGAUUCUGGCCUUUAGGUCGGAAAUUGAAUGUAUAUAUUGAAUCACGAGGAUUUUCUUUGGUAUGCCAAUCAACAGAAACACAGAAUACAGAAACAAAAGAGCGUGUGAGGCACUACCGUGAUGGUUCAGUUAUAUCCAGAUCUCAAAGUGGAGAUGAGCAUCCCAUAGAGACUGGCAAAACCAACUCGUCUAGUCAGGGAUUAGCUGAAGCAUGCAAAUUUGUCUCAAAUGAUGCAAAAUUCAUGAAUGAAAGGGCUAGAAAUGAUAUCGUACUUCUUUCACGGGGCAUAAUGAAAUUGGAUGCUCGUGCACGACAAGAUGUUGCCUUUCUUGGUUCAGAGUUCCUCAAACUUGAUGCACGCGCUAGGGAAGACACUGAGAAAAUUGAUCUUGAUGUAAAGAAAAGAGCUGAAAGGCUUCAUCACGUUGCUACAAUUCUGAAAAACAUAGCUGAGUCAAGAUUGAAAAGGGCUGCUGACAAGCACUGGAGUGAUGGUGCAUUAGAGGCUGAUUUAAAGCGAGCUAACUUUGCUGCCAAAAGACGUGUUAUGGAAGAUUCUCUGAUGGCGUUGGAGUUUCUCAAAAACAUUCAUGAUAUGAUGGUGAGCAAAAUGCAGAGAUCGAAAAGAGAUCCUACAGGUGCUACUGAGGCGAGAAGGCAUGUAACGCUUGAAAAGAACGGGAAAACUCUUGAGUUUCUCCCAGGGGAUGUAUCUACAGAUCGUAUUGAUGCCAUUCAGGAAGCUUACGAGAGCAUGGCUGCUGCGCUUUCUGUAGCUGAUGGAAUUGACUAUACCGAUCCUGAAGAGUUGGAGUUACUCGUGGCAGCUCUUAUUGAUCUCGAUGCAAUGGAUGGCAAAAGCAGUGUAUCUCUGUUGGCUGAGUGCUCAAGCUCUCCUGAUGUCAGCACCAGGAGAGCGUUAGCAAAUGCAUUAUCAACAGCUCCAUCAAUGUGGACUCUAGGAAAUGCUGGCAUGGGAGCUCUGCAGAGGCUGGCCGAAGAUAGCAAUCCUGCAAUCGCGGCAGCUGCAGCCAAAACCAUCUAUGAAUUGAAGAGACAGUGGGAAAUAGAGGAAGGUGAUAGCUGGAGGUUCAUGAUGAACCAAAAUGCUCAAGUAGAUAACGAAGAUGCUGAUGAUACUGAAACAGAUUAGGAAUCCAUAUUCGUUUAUGAUCUCUAGACUAUCUUUGGGUCCUUUUAACUAAUUUACCCAAUGCUUAUCCAAAUCUUGCUUUUGUAUUAAAAUAAAGUGAAUUAAGUAAUGCCAAUCAAUUAAAAUAUUA